Molecule: messenger RNA, 3243 nt
Organism: Ipomoea nil (Japanese morning glory)
Lineage: Eukaryota; Viridiplantae; Streptophyta; Magnoliopsida; Solanales; Convolvulaceae
Exons: 4
Coding region: 1-3243 (1080 amino acids)
Biological process (GO): transcription initiation at RNA polymerase II promoter; positive regulation of transcription elongation by RNA polymerase II
Cellular component (GO): nucleus
Molecular function (GO): DNA binding
Source: RefSeq, a predicted model, not a curated record
AUGGAGUACGAUCGAGUAGAGCGUGAAUGGUUAGCUCUGUUGGAGCAGCAACAUGUGUAUUGGCGGCAAAGGGCUAAAGAGCAUUGGUGGGUAGACGGGGACUUGAAUUCCAAGUAUUUUCAUAAUUCAGUUAGGACACGGAGAAGGCGGAAUCGGGUCGCUCAGCUGACUAGAGAUGAUGGUACAGUGGCAGUGGGGGUGGACGAGGUUGGGGGGGUGAUGGUCGACUAUUAUAAAGGCUUGUUUACUUCGCAGCCGGGGGAUGUGGAUGAGGUGGUUGUGUGUCUGGGAGCUGGAAUAACAGCGCGGGACAAUGCGGUUUUAGAAAGGGCUGUGAGUGUUGAGGAGGUACGCGAGGCGGUUUUUGCAAUGCACCCAGACAAGUCCCCGGGGCCAGAUGGCUUUGGACCGGGGUUUUUUCAGCAUUUUUGGCCGACAGUGGGAGGGGAGGUAACUCGGUUUUGCCAGCAGUUUCUGGAAACGGCAAGGUUACCCGCUAGAGCAAAUGAGACUUUAAUAGUUCUGAUUCCAAAGAAACCGGAGCCUAGUUCUAUGAAGGAUUUACGCCUCAUCGCGUUGUGCAACGUUCUAUACAAAAUUGCUGCAAAGGUUUGCGCGAACAGGCUGAGACCAUUGUUGGAUAAGGUUAUAUCUAGAGCACAAAGUGCGUUUGUGCCCGGGCGUUUAAUUACGGACAACAUAUUGCUGGCAUUUGAAGCCCAUCAUUAUUUAAAACGAAAGACACAGGGGAUGGUAGGGGUGGCGGCACUGAAGGUAGAUAUGAGCAAGGCCUAUGACAGGGUCGAAUGGCGAUUUUUACGGGCUGUUAUGUUGAAGUUGGGGUUCAGUGCGAGAUGGGUUGAUAUAAUAAUGGAAACGGUAUGUGGGGUGCAGUAUCACAUUUUAUAUGAGCCGAGGCAGUUGGGGCCCAUUGUGCCAGGGCGGGGUUUACGGCAAGGGGAUCCGCUAUCGCCAUACUUGUUUUUGAUGGUGGUGGAGGGGUUGAGUUUUUUAAUAGAAAAUCGGAUGAGGCGGGGGAUGUUGCAUGGGGUAAGGGUUGCGAGGGGAGCUCCACCAAUUUCUCAUCUGCUAUUUGCGGAUGACUGUUUUCUUUUUUUGCGUGCAAAUUCGGAGGAGAGUACACAUAUGAAACAGGUUUUGGAUUUGUAUGCUGGGGCCUCUGGCCAGCUAGUUAAUUAUGAAAAGUCCCAGGUGUGUUUCAGUGCCAAUACAGAUCAGGGGAGCAGGAAUGCGGUUGAGAAUGUCCUUGGGGUGCAGCAGGGGGAUACUUCGGGGAGGUAUCUAGGAUUGCCUUCGAUGGUAGGGCGGGGUAAAAGAGCAAUUCUGGGCUUUUUAAAGGAGCGUAUUCUAGCAAGGGUGCGGGGGUGGAACACACGGUUUUUAUCUAGGGCCGGGCGUGAGGUGUUGUUGAAGAAUGUUUUGCAGGCCUUGCCAAGUUAUGCUAUGAUGGUUUUCGCUUUGCCUGUGUCUUUGUGCAGGGAGAUAGAGGUUAUUCUCAAUAGAUAUUGGUGGACCGGCAAAGUCGUGGGUACAUCGGGGAUCCGUUGGAGGUCGUGGAAAGCAAUGUGUGUUCCUAAGGCUAAGGGUGGAUUGGGGUUUCGGACAUUGCGGGAGAUGAAUCUUGCACUUCUGGGUAAGCAAGCCUGGAGGUUAUUAACGAGGCCGGACUCGUUAGUUGCUCGGGUCUAUAAGAGUAGAUACUAUCCGAAUUGUCAUCUGAUGAAUGCGGAGGUGGGCCACAAUCCCUCGUAUGUUUGGCGGAGUAUUGUGGAGGCGAACGAGGCGGUUAAAUGGUGGUAUCAGCGGAGUAUUGGUGAUGGACGCUCCACUAAAAUUGGGAGGGACCCGUGGCUAGUGCAGGCAGAAAAUCCAUAUGUGACCACCCAGUUACAUGAUACUGUGAGUGACGCACCAGUGAGUUCGUUGAUGAAUAUGGCGGGGACUGCAUGGGAUCGUGAUUGUGUGAUGGAUGUUUUUAAUGCACGGGAUGCAGCCUACAUACUAAAUACCCCGUUAAGUAUUCGCCGACCUAUGGAUGCCUGGGUUUGGAAGGGGGAUUCUAAAGGGGCCUAUACUGUGAAAUCAUGUUAUAGAUUACUCACGAGGGAGGUACAAACUGAUUAUGAUUGGAACCGCAUUUGGCACUUGCAGGUACCUCCGAAAGUACGUGUGUUUGCCUGGCAGCUAGCGAAGGAUGUCCUACCAACGAGAGAAGCUUUAGCUCGAAAACGUGUUGCAUGUAUGGUUAUCUGCCAUAUGUGUGGUACCGUUGAUGAAACGAAUGCUCAUAUGUUUCGUGAUUGCUACCAUGUACGUGUGUUGUGGGGUGCGGCCGGGUUGCCGGUUUUGACACAUGAUCACGGCUCUAUUGUACAAUGGUUCUUCGAACAGAUAGCGCACCUAAAAGACGAUUUGUUGCCUAAAUUUGUUAUGAUAUGUUGGGCUGUGUGGAAGAGUCGAAAUGCAACAGUGUGGAGUGGGGUGCAAUUUAAUGCUGCUGUGGUGCUGCGUGAGGCGGUCACUUACUGGGAGAAUUGGAGGGCUGUACAAGUGGAUAGUGGUGGUGUGCGAAGUGGGUCUGCUGGUCGGGAGACAUGGGCACGGCCAGGAACGGGCAGAAUAAAGCUAAACUGUGAUGCGGCAUUGGAUGCUAGUCGAAAUGUUAUGGGAUUGGGGUGGGUUUUGCGUGAUGACGGAGGGGGUUUUCUCGCGGCGAAGAGCAUGCAAGUGGACAGUAUACGGUGGUUGAGGCAGAGGUCAUGUGCAUGCGGGAGGCUUUGUCUUGGCUUCGUAGUACGGGAAUGGGAGGUUGCCUCACUGAUAAACGGGGUCAACUUUGCUUUUGUAAAACGAUCUGCGAAUCUUGUAGCUCAUGCUUUAGCUAGGGGUGCCGUUUCUGUGACAGGUCCGGGGGAAUGGUUAGAUGGUCCGCCCGAGUUGACUGUUGAAGAAGUUCCAUCUGCUGCAAAUAGCGUAACCGAGGGUGCAUCAUCAUCAUCUUCGGAAACUAAUUCCACACCUUCCACUGGACCCGUCACUGAAGAUGAAAUCAGAGCUGUUCUGCUGCAGGAAAAACCAGUCACCACUCAGGACCUUGUUAACCAAUUUAUAUCACGACUAAAGUCUAGAGAGGACAAGAACACUUUCGCUGCUGCACUGAGGAGAAUAUCCAGGAUAGAAGCGACCAAUACGGGCAUCUAUGUAGUGUUGAGCGAGAGGUGA